Messenger RNA from Vanrija pseudolonga, 2295 nucleotides. It is a transcript of the gene Tubgcp4, whose product is annotated as Gamma-tubulin complex component 4. Gene Ontology annotation, biological process: cytoplasmic microtubule organization; mitotic cell cycle; meiotic cell cycle. The coding region runs from base 1 to 2295 and encodes 764 amino acids. The record is from RefSeq and is a predicted model, not a curated record. The transcript has 3 exons. Gene Ontology annotation, cellular component: centrosome; spindle pole; gamma-tubulin complex. Gene Ontology annotation, molecular function: microtubule minus-end binding; gamma-tubulin binding. NCBI's taxonomy places the organism in Eukaryota, Fungi, Basidiomycota, Tremellomycetes, Trichosporonales, Trichosporonaceae.
AUGCUCGCCGAACUCCUCCUAGUCCUAGGAGGACACACGUCGGCGCUCUUCACCCCGAGCGGCGUGUCGCCUUCGCUGGCCGCCUACCUGCACCCAGGCGAGGUCGCGGCGCUCAACACGCUCGUGACGCUGGCGGGGCAGUACCGUUCGGUGCGCUCCUGGGCCGAAGGGACACAGGCGGCCGCGCGUGCUGGCGUCCUGGCGGCAAGCAAGAGCCGCAAGGGCAAGCAGCGUGAGGAGACGCCCCCGCCCGAUACCGCGCCGGGGCAGUACACUGCCGUUUUGGCCGGCGCGAUCCGCGCCGUGCUCCGCGAGUACGACGAGCUGGUCGUACACACCGAGGCGGCGGUGCUCGCCUCCGAUCCCGGCUACGUCCAGCGCGGGGAGGGCGCGAGUACCUUCGUACCCCUGUCGCUGCUCGUCGCGACGUUCGACGCGUGGCAGGCGCCCAUGGCCGCGCUGGCCGCGCUCGUCGCCCGCGCGCCGCAGUACUCGCCCGGCGAGCUGAUGCAGCACCUGUCCGACUGCGGCUCGACGGGGCACCCGGAGCUGCGGCGCGUGUUCGGCGCGCUGCUUGAUGCCGUGUGGGCGCACUUCAAGGCCGGGCUGGUCGUGUUCCUCCUGGACGGCAUCGCGGCGGAUACGUCUACGCCGUCGGCGCCGGCCAUCGGGCUGGACGCAGGCGCCGACCCCCCGCACCGGCUGUACAAGCUCGACCUGGCGCUCGUGCCCGCGUCCGUUGGCGCGCCGACGCGCGAGAGCAUCCUCUAUGUCGGGAGAGUCGCCGCGACGCUCAAGCGCGAGGGGCGGGCGCUGCCCCGCAGCCUUGUUGAGAAGGCGCGGAAAGAUGUCCUCGCCUCGUCGUUUGACGCGCUCGACGCCGCAGUCCAGCGCACGCGCGCCGAGGUCGGCGAGUGGCUCUGGACGCAUAUUCUUACCGGGCCGCAGGUGGCUGAGGCGCUCGAGUCCUUCGGCAACUACUUCCUGACGCGCGACGCGGACUUCUCGCUCAACGUCAUCCGUGAGAUUGCGCGACUGCGCCGCGACCGCCUGCUGCUCGCCAACCCGCUCUCCUCGUCGUCCGUGAUCCGCGCGUACGACCUCGACCUCGCGCUGCUCCGCGCAAGCGUAGGCACCGACGCCGAGGCGGACCGCGCGCUCGAAGCGCUGUCGUGGUCGAUGCCGGCGGGACACCUGCGGCCGAACUCCAAACCCACGCCAGACGACGGGAGCGUGCGCGGCCUGUUCGCGCCGGCGCUGCUAGGCACCCCGCUCGCGCUGACAGCGACGGUCGCGUGGCCGCUCGACCUGUUCAUGACCCCGCCCGCCGUGGCAGCGUACUCGGAUAUCCACGCGUACCUGUACGCGAUCCGCGACGCGCACGCGCGCGUGCUCGACUGCUGGAGCGCGCUGAGCGGCGCACAGAGACGGCGGCGGGUGUGGACCGGCGCCGACGAGGGCGGCCUCGGCGACGAGCGGGCCGCGCGCACCGCGCUCGCGCGGACAGCCUGGGCGACCGUCCGCGCGAUGCUCUUCUUCCUCGACCAGCUGCUGGGCCACUUCAUGACGGAUAUCGUGGGGACGCAGCACCGCCGCCUGCUCGAGCAGCUGGCAAAUGCGUCCCCCGACGCGCGCGCAGCCACGCCGCAGCGGCCCAGCUCGGCCGCGGCGCGCCCGGGCUCCGUGACGCCGUUCUCGAGGCCGCGGUCCGCGAGCCCCGCCCGCGGGGCGCAGUACCUCGACUUUUUGACCCUGCGGCAGAUGCACGCGCGCCACCUCGCGUUCCUCCGCGAAGGGCUGCUCAUCGCCGAGCGCGACUCGGCCGUGCUCGUCCGCGACAUCCUCGACACGUGCAAGCGUUUCGCGGGGCUCGUGGAGCGCUGGGGCGGCGACGUGCUGCCCGAGCUGCUGCAAGAGGGCGAUACGCAGGGCGGGCUGCUGGCCGAGCGGACGCGGGCAGUCGACGAGAUCAGCGACACACUGCACGACCUCAUCGGCGACUUCUUCCGCAUGCUCCUCGAGUCGCAGGCGCCCGUGGCUGCCAACAACGCUGCCACGGACGAGGCGGCCUCGUCCACCACACGCGCGUCUCUGUCCCGCGCGACGCUCUCGCGCACCCGCGUCACGCAGAUCAUGCACGCGUCGCGUACAGGUAUCGGCGCGACAGAGGUCGAUGACGCAGUCAUGGCCCGGCAUAUUGAGCAGCUCCUCCUCCGCCUCGACUUUAAUGGCGUGCUCACGCUCUGGCAGGAGGGCAGGGCAGGCAGAGACGUGCUCCCUCCCAGGCCAUUAUAA